This is a messenger RNA of Zymoseptoria tritici IPO323, 3345 nucleotides long. RefSeq lists its product as uncharacterized. Gene Ontology annotation, molecular function: protein binding. Bases 1 to 3345 code for a protein of 1114 amino acids. The transcript has a single exon. The record is from RefSeq and is a predicted model, not a curated record. Gene Ontology annotation, cellular component: cytoplasm. Lineage: Eukaryota; Fungi; Ascomycota; Dothideomycetes; Mycosphaerellales; Mycosphaerellaceae. Gene Ontology annotation, biological process: tRNA methylation.
AUGCAACAUGAGCAUCACCGCGUCCCGGUGACAGCGCUCGGAUUCUGGCAUCAAUAUGUGCUUCUCGCCGGAGAAGGAACCUUCAUCAAGGCUUACGAUGUCAAGAAGAAGAUUCUGCUAGCGAAGGUUGAGGUCUUCGAUGGCCAGGCUGUCCAUGGAAUUGUUGUUAGCAACGAAAGAGGAGAGGAUUCUCAAGUUAUAGUCUGGGGCGGUCGUCUUCUUCGCCAGCUCAGGGCCCGAUUAUCAGGGACCACUCUUGAACUGGACUUGGGUCCGCUGAAGGAAGACGACGACUGGAUCUUGGACGCAGCCUUUGCUCCUGUCCAAGCAGAGAAGGCACCGAAGAUUGCCAUCGUGACGGCCCACAAUUCGCUGAGCAUCGGGACACUGGAUGACGCUCUCGACAUUAAGCUCGAUCUCCUUGUGCCUGGCUCCAAUUGCAUUCUCUACGCUGCAGAUGUUACAUGGCUAAGUGCAGACGAGUGUCUCAUUGCGUCUGGGACCGCUUUCGGAGAUGUCAUAGUGUGGUCGUGUAAUCUGACAGAGGACGGUGGAAUAUUGUCCGUCAAGCAUGAAACACAUUACACCUUCUCAGCACACGAUGGUUCUGUGUUCGGAGUCCAGAUCUCGUCGAAAGCUGUUGCUUCCACCUUUGAGGGAAGAAUGCAUGUGCUUGCUAGCUGUAGCGACGAUCGCACAAUCCGGCUGUGGGACAUAUCCGAUCUUUCUCCGAACAGCUCGACGCUGGCUGAAGGGCAACGUGAGACCGGCUUCGGUUCGCAUCGAGAUGGAGAUGAGCAUGCUCCGCAGUGCCUCGCCAAGGCCAUGGGUCAUGGUUCCAGGAUCUGGACUGCUCGUUUCUUACUUGACGAGACGAAUAAGAGGUCCGCGCCUGCUGGCAUUGACGAAUUAUCCAUUGUUUCAUUCGGCGAGGACGCAAGCUGUAUUUUCUGGACGCCAGAGCCGACCAGACCCUCUAUUGAACAGUACCCUUACGUCUUGAGGCAGACUCACAUGCAAAAGUCCCACACCGGGAAGAACAUCUGGUCAGUGACCAUCGAUCCCUCACUCCGUAUCGCCACAGGAGGAGCGGACGGCUCGAUCGCGAUCCGGUCAUGGCCAAAACUUCGACGAGCAGAUCGUCCUUCUGAAGUCGAUCGCAAGCUUUUGCUAUGCGGCCAAGAGUCUGACAGCUUCAGGACCUUUGCCUUCCUCUCACACAAUAGUAUUCUAGCAACAACUGACAGCGGCAGGCUCGUCACGCUACAGUCUCAUGGUGGUGUUCAGCUUGACUCCAAGGAAGUGUCCUCGACCAUUGACGGCCUUCGAGGAUAUUCAACCAUGGCCAGCGUGCCAGGCUAUGGUUUUGCAGCUGGAAACCAAGGUGACGUGUAUUCAUAUGUUCACAGAACUGGCCGGAUCACCAAGAUUCUCUCGACGGGGCGCAAAAUUGCUUCCUUGUUUGCCGAUUCUGAGCACGCGGAGCAUCUUGAUCAGUCUCCCGAGUGGAUCGGUCUUCUGGUCACACAAGUCAACUCCGACUCGGCACUGCUCUGUACACUACUGUCUAAUUCAGUCGCAGUCGUGACUGAUGAUCAGAGCGACACCGUCACCCGGCAAAUUGAGCUGGCGUUGCCGGAGAAUUUUGUUGUGACAAGUUACGCGCGGACUACACUAGGCCUUGCAAGUGUCGUGGUCUUAGGCUCAAGAAACGGCUCUAUUGCGAUGUUUGAUGUUAGCUCGACGACUGGUGCUGUCCCGAUCACACACACCUCGCUUCUCACCUCAGUCCACGGCAAAGAAGCUGUCACAAGCCUCAAAUUCGCAGGCAGCUCGGUCAAUUCUCGACACGUCCUCUUCUCCACAGGCCGCGACGGCACGUACGCUGCACACGCUUUCCAGUCACCAGUCGAGAAGCUACAAACACAACUCGUCCACCAGCUAUCUCUACCCUUUGGACCCAACAUCGAAGGCAUCGGUCACUCUCCCGCUGGCCACAUCUGGCUCUGGGGCUUCCGCAGCAAACAAUUCGUCGUCUUCGACAUCACUUCCCAACAAGAAGUCAUGACCGUUGAGUGCGGCGGCGCGCAUCGCACAUGGGCCUUUCAGCCCCUCGAAAAUGGCGGGACAUUCUUCUGGAUCAAAGCUAGCAAGCUUUACUGGAAAUCACAAAUCGAGUUGCCCUUCCAGACACUCAAUGCUGGUGGUCAUGGAAGAGAGAUCAAGGCGGUGGCAGUAUCGCGGGCUAGCCAACAGCUUAUUGCUACUGGAGCGGAGGAUACCAACAUCAAGCUCAGUACGUAUAACAAGCGGCAAGGCUUUCAGACCUUACACACCUUGCAGAAGCAUAAUACCGGAAUCCAGCAUCUGCAAUGGUCACCAGACGGGCUCCACCUCUUCUCCAGCGGCGGAUUCGAAGAGUUCUACGUUUGGAAGAUCGCUCUUGGUGUCCCUGAGCUCGGGAUAGGAGUGGUCUGCCAGUCUGCACACCCCAACAGCGGCCGCUCUGACCUUCGCAUCACGCACUUUUCGGCUCAUCCUACUACUGAUACACCAGUCGAGUCGCCGACCUUCCACAUCACGAUGACGUAUUCCGACUCGAUGCUUCGCACCUGGUCUUACCACGACCGAAACUGGGCACUCCUAUCGCAAGGCUCUUACCUGACAUCCUGUCUGACGCAAGUUCUAUCACCACCCCCAGCUUCCGGCGCUGUUCCUUCGAACGGAGACCACAAUCCAGCACCACUCAUAACAGCCAGUACAGACGGCUACCUCGCAAUCUGGUCUGCGCCUGCCUCCACCGACGCUCUUCUGUCCACCCCAGCAGAGUCAGAAUUCAAGUGGCAUCAACGCCACAAAGCGCACCAGAACUCCAUCCUCUCCCUGACCGCCCUCCCUCUACCCGACGGCACAACACUCCUCCUCUCCACCGGCGACGACAACGCUCUCGGCAUCACCCGCCUUCAAAUCUCCGACACGGGCUCUCGAUCAGAAGCGGGAUUGCGCACGCUGCUCGUACCGAAUGCGCACGCCGCGGCGAUAACGGGACUAGUUGUGCUAUCACACAAGAGUGUUCUCAGCGAAUCGACUUCAAUGCAUAGUCCCGCUAAGGAGGAAUUGGUGAUCUGCACGACGAGUCUCGACCAACGUCUCAAACUCUGGCGCGUGAAAGUGGACAUCUCGAAAGAAGGCGUCGAUGGCGUGGAUGUGCGGUUUGUAGGAAGUCGCUUCUCGGCCGUAGCAGACUGUGCGGGCGUGGAGGGAUUGAGAGCUGGGAGCAAGAAGGAUGGAGAUGUGGAUGGAGUCCUUGUGUUUGGCGUGGGAAUGGAAAUUUGGCGGGUUUGA